Molecule: messenger RNA, 5642 nt
Organism: Pyricularia grisea
Lineage: Eukaryota; Fungi; Ascomycota; Sordariomycetes; Magnaporthales; Pyriculariaceae
Exons: 6
Coding region: 72-5642 (1856 amino acids)
Biological process (GO): endocytic recycling; phospholipid translocation; post-Golgi vesicle-mediated transport
Cellular component (GO): plasma membrane
Molecular function (GO): magnesium ion binding; ATP binding; oxidoreductase activity, acting on NAD(P)H
Source: RefSeq, a predicted model, not a curated record
UUUUAUUUCAUCAUGUUCUGACUGAAUAAUGAAUCGAUUGGAUCCCAAACCUCGGCAUUUACACGUAAAUCAUGGCACCCAACAACAAAGCUGCGUACCUAGACGGUGCUAAGAAACGACCCCUUUCGGUCCGCGAUGCACCAUAUACAAGCCCCGGCCCAGAUCAAAUAGUCAUCAAGAAUUCCGCCGUCGCCCUGAAUCCACUCGAGGCCUUGAAGCAGGCACUGGGAAACCUGCUGUACGGACAUGUCAAGUAUCCCUUUGUGAUGGGGUCUGAUGUUGCUGGUGUUGUGGUUGAAGUCGGCCCCAACGUGACGCGCUUCAAAGUCGGAGACAGGGUGGUCGGGCACGCCCUUGGCAUGGAGAAGCACCACAACCAGUCGUCAAUGUGUGGAUUUCAGAUGUACACGGUUCUGCUGGAAAAGAUGACCUGCCCCGUUCCGCAGUCAAUCCCACUUGAGAAGGCCGUGGUAUUACCGUUGGGACUGUCCACAGCGGCCUGCGGCCUGUUUCAGAAGGAUCAGCUUGGUCUGAGACAUCCCAAGGUCGACCAGGCUGGGCUGGACGGGUCUGGAAGCGACAUCCCUACCGAGAAAGAGGUGUUGCUGGUCUGGGGCGGCUCGAGCAGUGUCGGAUGCAAUGCGAUACAGCUCGCAAAAGCAGCAGGCUACGAUGUGGUCACGACCUGCUCGCCACGAAACUUUGACCUGGUAAAAUCGCUCGGCGCCACGGCAGCCUACGACUACCGGAGCAAAACGGCCAUCGAGGAUAUUGUGCAACACCACUGCCUCGGCAGGACGGUCGCGGGCGCCAUGUCCAUCGGCGACGGCGGAGCAGAGGCCUGCGUCGAGAUCUUGGGCCGGAGCAGUAAAGGCAACCGCUUCCUGUCCAUGGUCAGCUACCCGAACCCGCCCAACAUCGACGCCGGGAUCCCUUCCCGUAUCGUGUUCAUGACGCGUUGGAUGGCGUCCAUGACCGUCAAGGCUUGGACAAAAAGGGUCCGGUCAAAGUUUGUCUGGGGAGCAACUCUAGAGCAGAACGAGGUCGGGGAGAUGAUCUAUAAGGACUUUCUCCCGUUGGCUCUGGAGCGUGGCGUGUUUGUGCCUGCACCGGCCCCGGAGGUGAUUGGGAAUGAUUUGGGGUCAAUUCAGGAAGGCCUUGAUAGGUUGAAGCCGAUACUUGGGCAGACGCUGCAAAAGCUAGCGGCCAUGGUUAGCGUCGUCUCCCACAAGGCAAAGGCUCCAAGCAAAGAGUCUCUUGCGACCGACAUUGAACCCGGGAACCCAUCAACAGUACCCACACCAGGUGCCCGACAACGCGCAAGCGAGUGGUUCGCCACAUUCUCGCAGGAGGGGCUAUUUCAUAAACCUUUACCUCCAUCCAACGAUGGUCGUCAUGUUCCCAUAAGGGUUGCGGGAAGCCAUGAGGGCGACAAAGCUAAUCAUCUUAUCGAUGAGCGCCGGGGUCAUGGUUACCUUUCCAAUGCGAUCCGAACGUCCCGUUACACGCUGUACGACUUCUUUCCAAAACAGGUGUGGUUUCAAUUUUCGCGUCUUAGCAACUUCUACUUCCUCUGUGUUGGAAUUCCGCAGACCAUACCAGGAAUUAGUACGACCGGAAACUAUACCACGAUUCUCCCUUUACUUUUUUUUGUCCUCCUCACCAUUGCUAAAGAGGGCUAUGACGAUUACAAACGUCAUCGUUUGGACAAGGUCGAGAAUGCACGCUGCGCAACUGUUUUGCGCCCUGUGUCAGGGGCUGACGAGGUAUUGGGUACUCAGCGUCAGUCGAGCUGGCCACUCCCUCACUUUCUUGGCAAGUACUUCCAGUCAAAAGCUCUGGAAGACAGGAGGGAACCUGCUGGCGAAGGUUGGGAGUGGAGAAGUUUGCAAUGGAGGGAUAUCGAAGUUGGCGAUGUCUUGAGACUAUCUCGAAAUGAAGAUGUGCCUGCAGACCUGAUACUAGUCCAGGCCGAGAGCGAGGAUCACAUUGCAUACGUGGAAACCAUGGCUUUGGAUGGCGAGACGAAUUUGAAAAGCAAAUCUGUCCCCGCGAACCUGACCAAGCUGGGAAGCAUCUCUGAUAUUGUUCAGUCUGGCCUUCAAAUCGUGGCUGAAGAUCCAAAUCCAGAUCUUCACAAUUUCGACGGGCGCCUUACAAUGGCUGGGGAGACCGCUCCUCUAACUAUCAACGAAGUUCUCUAUCGAGGAUGUACACUCAGAAACACUCCAAGCGCAAUCGGCCUUGUCAUCAACACGGGCGAGGAGUGCAAAAUCCGAAUGAACGCGAACCGCCAUCCCAAGGCCAAGAAACCUGCACUUGAAAAGACGACCAAUCGUAUUGUGCUCACCCUCGUUGCUGGAGCUGGUGUCGCCGUUCAGGACAUUGUUGUUGGCUACGCCAUCCACUUUAACAACAUCAUUCCACUGUCGCUAUAUGUCACCCUGGAGCUCACCAAACUGUUUCAGAUGCUGAUGCUCAACGGCGAUAUCGAGAUGUAUGAUGAAGCAUCAGACACUCCUGCCAAGUGCAACACGAACACGAUUCUGGAAAACCUCGGUCAAGUUGGAUACGUAUUCUCGGAUAAAACAGGAACUUUGACGGAAAACGUCAUGCAGUUCCGCAAGAUGAGUAUUGCGGGAAUUUCAUGGCUACAUGAUACGAGUCUGCAAAAGCCGGAUGACCAUUCUCUCGUUUCCACUUUAGCCCAAGUCGCUUCUUCAUCGUCUUCGAACAGAGUAAUGGCCGUGCCAACCGUGGUAAUGUCUCAUCAGCCCGAGCGUCGGAGCUUUGUGAUUCCAGAGGACUGUGAGAUACCAUAUGAUGUCCCGAGGGGUCGCACACAGGAGAAAGAGAAAGAGACUUUCCCGCGACGGUCAGGACUAUCAGCAACCUCCCCGCGGAGGUCUUCGUUGCAGUGGAGAUCGUCUGGUCGACCAGACCUCGAGCAGCCAAAUUUGUCUUCAGCAGACCUGCUAGAGUACAUUCGUCACAGGCCAAACUCCGCUUUCGCUAGAGCGGCGACUGACUACCUCCUUGCCCUCGCCCUUUGUCACACGUGUUUGCCAGAAUACAACGACGACGGCAUUGACUUUCAAUCUGCUUCUCCCGACGAACUGGCACUUGUCAGGGCGGCUCAGGAGCUCGGUUACCAAGUGGCACAGCGAUCAUCACACUCAGUCACUCUUAGGCUUGGGUCUGCAAACGGUGGCGAGGACAUCCAGGAGGUUGUUUAUGAGAUAUUGGAUGUUGUUGAGUUCAGCAGCAAACGGAAACGCAUGUCCAUCAUCGUCCGCUGUCCCGAUGGGCGUAUACUCCUUAUUUGCAAAGGAGCAGACUCGGCCAUCCUACCGAGGCUUAAGCAGGCGAAUCUUGCGUUGCAAAAGGUUCAAGAGGUUCGGCAGAGUGUCGAAGCCGAGAAAGAAGCUUUGAGACAUAGCGAGGCCCGUGAGCCGAGAAAUAGCUUGGGUGGAAGGCCAAGUCUCGAUCUACGGCGGCACGGUGGAUACGCCGAUGCGGGAUCAUCUGGCCUGGUACCCAAGCGUCCCUCGUUUGGCAGCAGAAGCAAGUCUUUUGAGACGCAAAGCAGAGCCCGGCGCUCAGCCGACCUAGUCCGUCCUUCACUACAGCUGCGGACCAUGUCAUUUGACCUUAAGCGCUCGCGGAAUGAACCUUUGGGGAAUGCAUUAUUGUCACCCCCACCACUGAUACAACUCCCAGCCAAGCUUGAAGUCCUCGAGGAUCCGUCAGUGAGUGACGAUGGUGUCGUUUUCACGCGAUGCUUCAAGCACCUGGACGACUUUGCCUCCGAGGGUUUGCGGACUUUGGUGUAUGCGCAGAAAUUCCUUUCCGAGUCGGACUACACCUCGUGGAAGAAGCUGUACUCUGAUGCCACAACCAGCCUGGUGGAUCGCCAAGAACGUAUCGAAACCGUCAGCGAGCUUCUCGAACAGAAUCUGGAGCUGGUGGGGGCGACUGCCAUUGAAGACAAGCUCCAAAAGGGGGUCCCCGAGACCAUCGACAAGUUAAGGCGUGCAAAUAUCAAAGUAUGGAUGUUGACUGGUGACAAGCGUGAAACUGCCAUCAACAUUGCGCAUUCGGCUCGUAUUUGCAAACCGUAUUCAGAUGUUCACAUCUUGGACUCUAGCAAAGGUAAUAUCGAAGGCCAGCUUGUGGGAAUUAUGGAGGAACUGCGCGAACAGAAAAACAGCAACAGCCUUGUACCAAGCUUUCAGAACAACCACAAUGUUCUUGUUGUGGAUGGUCAUACACUCAGCGAGAUGGAGCCGUCACAACAUUUGUCGGAGCUGUUUUACUCACUUGCCCCAGCUGUCGAUAGCGUCAUCUGUUGCCGCGCAUCGCCAGCCCAAAAAGCACUUCUAGUGCGCGCAGUUCGUCAAAAGAUUAUUCAAUCGACGCCAUGUGGGAAAAGUGCUACUCGCGGUGACACUCUUCUCACUCUAUCGAUUGGGGAUGGUGGUAAUGAUCUGGCCAUGCUUGCCGAAGCCCAUGUUGGAGUGGGCAUAUCAGGCCGCGAGGGACUGCAGGCGGCACGUGUCGCCGACUACAGCAUUGCUCAGUUUCGAUUCCUCGCGCGGCUGCUGCUCGUCCACGGACAUUGGAACUACGCGCGUACAGCGCGCUUCGUCCUGGCUACAUUUUGGAAAGAGAUGUACUUUUAUACAGGCACCAUUGCCUAUCAGUAUUUUGUGGGAUACACAGGUACAUCACUCUAUGAGAUGUGGAGCUUGACGGCGCUCAACCUGCUCUUUACAAGCUUGUGCACCAUAUCCCCGGCUCUCUGGGAGCAAGACCUCAGCGCUACCACACUGCUUGCGGUGCCGGAACUGUAUACUUUUGGACAGCGCAACCUAGGACUGGAUGUGACCAAGUAUCUGGGCUGGAUGCUCGCUGGCAUUGCCGAGGGUCUGAUCACCUUUUUUAGUUGUUGGGCUAGCGUAGGUGUAUUUGGUGUGACUGGCGACAUUGGUUUGUACGCCAUUGGAAACCUGGCCUUUAGCAUCGCAAUGAUGUGGACAAACUGGAAACUACUGAUAAUCGAGACGCACACCAAAAACAUCGUCAUACUGGGUUCUUUCUUGAUAACGGUGGCAGGAUGGUGGGCUUGGCAGGCAUUCCUGUCAGGCUCGUACUCCCCCUCCCCAUCACCUUAUGCUGUCCGCGGGGGUCUAACGGAGGGCUUCGGCCGCGACCUUAGCUGGUGGACCUGUCUGAUCGUCGUGCUGGCGGCCCUCAUUGUGUUCGAGAUGGGCUACAAAGCAGUAAAAAGGCAACUCAUCGUCGGUGGGGCGCUAAGGAAAAAACAGCGAAAGGCCAAGAGUGUGCUGGGGAGGAUAUUAAAUCGAGUACUCUGUGGGCUUUUUGUCUCGACGGGGCUGGCGGCUGCGGCCGGGAUAAAGACUAAUGCCGAGGCCGAAGCCGACGACCUGAGGCGGCAGGAGGCGCUCGAGAAUGAAGAGGAUCUGGACCUGGAGCUUUGGCAGGAGCUGGAGCAAGACCCGGAAGUGAGGGCCAGAUUGGAGAGGUUGUGUUGGGCGGAAGAGGAGGAUGAGAACGUGGGCGAUGGUGAGAAUUAUGAGGACGAGGCGCAAGAAAGCCAGGUUGGUCGGCCAGGGGCUUGA